Messenger RNA from Daldinia caldariorum, 1946 nucleotides. RefSeq lists its product as uncharacterized. The coding region runs from base 562 to 1293 and encodes 243 amino acids. Gene Ontology annotation, cellular component: cytoplasm. The transcript is spliced from 2 exons. NCBI's taxonomy places the organism in Eukaryota, Fungi, Ascomycota, Sordariomycetes, Xylariales, Hypoxylaceae. The record is from RefSeq and is a predicted model, not a curated record.
CUAGCAUCGGUUAGUGGGACGGGCAGGGGUAUGCUCCCAUGCAAGAACGAGAGACAAGCUUUAGCUACCCAGGUACACUUUGGAUGUACCGGGUCGGCUCUUACCGUUACAUCAUAAUCAUGGGUUGAACGCGUGUGUUGCAGGAAGUUGCGGGAGCAGGACUUUCUGAGUUGGCAGUCAGGGCAAUUACCUAUUAACUAAUCUUUCCAAAAUAUGUAAUAGACCAGUUACCUGAUUUUUGGUUCCCAGUUUGGACCUAAACCUUACCAACAAUUUACUACUACACCAAGAGCCGCACCCAAACCACCUUCACAACCUUCUCACGCAGAAGCUACUUCAAAAGAUUAAUAUUAAACUCGAGUCUCUUAAGAAGGAAAACCUAGUCAAAGAUUACAACUCUCCUGCCUCGCCUUCAAACAACCUUAUCUCAUAGAAAGAGACCCCAAGUCCAAAGCUUAAGCCAAAGUUACGACGACCAUUCAUUGUUGAAAGGCUAAAGCUUCGCAUCGAAACUACCUUUUCACGAAUUCUCAUUAAUUAAAAAACCAAAAAAAGAAAAAAAUGUCUGAACGCCCUUUAGACGCCAUCAAGCGGGCCACGAAGGCCGCCGAUCGUGCUCCUCAUCUUCGCAAGAAGAACCGCACGAGUGCCGACAUAGUUGACGCCCUAGACACAACCGGCUUCGGCGGCAUCUAUCACCACGACGGCCCCUAUGACGCCACGCUUGCCGCCCGAAACAGAGAUAAGAGAUACGCUCCCAUAGAGGCUGUCAAGUACGGCAAUAUGGAAGCUCUCAAGGCCACGCCCCGAGAGAAUGUCAUCGAUUCCUUGGAACGUCACGUCCCAUUGCAAGGCACAGCCACAAUCCCGCCUGGAGGGCUGGACUACAGCGGCCACGUCAUGCAGUACGAAGAAGGCCCCGAUCUCAUGCGGGAAGAGGAUGCUCCCGGUGGUCCGUACAAGCGGUGGGAUCACAUUAAGUACCACCCCAACGACCUAAAGGGCAAGGGCGAACCAUCCUACACCGUCCAGGAAGACCUCAAGCGCCAGAAGCAUCUACAACGCAAAUCCCUCAACCGCCGGACCGAUGGCGCCUUUGAGAUGCAACCCACUACAACUGGUCGCAGCACCGCCGUUGCUGGUAAAUCGGGUGGCGUCGCUGCCGUCCGGCCGCGUAGCGCCAGCCUGGAACCUACUGCGGGUCCGUCCGGCAGUAGUCCUAGGGGAAAGCGCCUUGGUGACGGCAUCAAGAGACGCAUCGGUAGCAUUCGGCGAAAGCAUGACGACGUCUAGAUGCUUCCGUCCUAUGUGGGGGCGGGGUGCUCUUGCCGUCGCCGAUAUCUCACAUACUGGCCGUUCGAUGGGAUUACCCAAAAAGGGUUUUUCUCUUUCUUUUGUCAUUAUUAUCUUGAGGCGUUAGGGUGAUAUAGAGACAGGAUUGCACCGCGACGGACUAGGAAUUAUCGUGCUCAUGUGUGGUUUAUUAAGGAGUCCAGAUUCUGAAAGUUUUAUUGGUGCAGAUUGCGGGUGGAACAGACCCGAAGGGCAGGAUAGAUAGGUAUGGCGAGGUCGGGAUAGUUACCUACCUCCUGAGUACUGGGUCGGAUUUAUAAAUCUGGGAUGCUACGGGGGAAAAUAUAAGAAAGGCUGUGCCCAUAUUUCACUGGUACAUGGUAUUUAAGCCUCAGGGGAUAUGAACGGUGGAUUAGGUUUGGCUUGGUUUAAUUUCUCUUCAAUUUUUUCUCAUGCGUAGCAAGGCCAACGAUAUCUAAUGAUUAUGAGUUUGGUAGAGAUGCAUAGCAUGGAUUAGGAUGAGGUCUUACUGGUAUAGUGAGAACCUGAUUCAAAAGAAAGAGUCGAUAGAAGAGGGUCCAAAAAGCUAUUCUUUAUGCCAAUGAAGAAAUAUAACAUCACCUCACGGACAAGCAAGUAAUUUAUCAGUCACC